Molecule: messenger RNA, 3118 nt
Organism: Papaver somniferum (opium poppy)
Lineage: Eukaryota; Viridiplantae; Streptophyta; Magnoliopsida; Ranunculales; Papaveraceae
Product: probable leucine-rich repeat receptor-like protein kinase At1g35710
Exons: 1
Coding region: 29-2956 (975 amino acids)
Biological process (GO): hormone-mediated signaling pathway
Cellular component (GO): plasma membrane
Molecular function (GO): protein binding
Source: RefSeq, a predicted model, not a curated record
AAAAACAGAAACUCUAUCUUCUUUCCAAAUGUCGCAACCAUUAAUAGUUUCCAUUGAUACUUUACUAGUGCUGUUAGCAUUACUGUUAGUUUCAUCCUAUAGUAUUGUUCUUUGUGGUUCUUCUUUUUCUUCCACUGGUACAAAACAACAUUUACAAGUAGGUGUAGAACAAGAAGUAGUUGCUCUUCUAAAAUGGAAAUCAAGCCUUAUUAACCAAAAUCAUUCUCUGCUCUCUUCUUGGAAAAUGGAUUCGACUGCGAGUAAAAAGAGUCCAUGCAAGUGGUAUGGAAUCCAUUGUGACAAUAAGGGAAGCGUCCAGGAAUUAAAUAUAUCAGGUUUGGGUUUGCGAGGUACACUCCAUAAUUUCAAUUUCUCAUCUUUCUCUAAUUUGAUAAGUCUUGAUUUGAGCUACAACGAACUCUUUGGGGGGAUUCCGCCCCAGAUUGGAAAUCUUCAUAAGCUCACCCAUCUUGUUCUUUCUGUUAAUCAACUUUCUGGGCACAUCCCAUCGGAAAUAGGUUCUCUCACAGGUCUGCAAUAUUUAUACCUUUUUGGAAAUCAUAUCAGUGGAUCUAUCAUACAAGAAAUUGGAAAUUUAUAUUUUCUUACUCAUUUAUGGUUGUUCACAAACCAACUUUCUGGCAUCAUUCCUCAAGAUAUAGGAAGGCUAAAUUCUUUAACCAACUUAGAUUUGUCGGACAACAAGCUCAGUGGUUCAAUCCCUGCUUCUAUAACCAAUUUGACUAGCCUGAGCACUCUUUACCUGUAUAAAAACCAACUUUCUGGCGUCAUUCCUCAAGAUAUAGGAAGGAUAAGUUCUUUAACCGACUUAGAGUUGUCGGAAAACAAGCUCACUGGUUCAAUCCCUGCCUCUAUAGCCAAUUUAACUAGCCUGAACAUUCUUUACUUGUAUCAAAACCAACUUUCUGGCGUCAUUCCUCAAGAUAUAGGAAGGCUAAGUUCUUUAACCGACUUAGAGUUGUCGAAAAACAAGCUCAGUGGUUCAAUCCCUGCUUCUAUAACCAAUUUAACUAGCCUGAGAACACUUCACUUGUAUAAAAUCCAACUUUCUGGCGUCAUUCCUCAAGAUAUAGGAAGGCUAAGUUCUUUAACCGACUUAGAGUUGUCGAAAAACAAGCUCACUGGUUCAAUCCCUGCUUCUAUAACCAAUUUGACUAGCCUGAGCACUCUGUACCUAUUUCUAAACCAACUUUCAGGAAUCAUUCCACAAGAUAUAGGAAGGCUAAGUUCUUUAACCGACUUAAAAUUGGCGAAAAACAAUCUCAUUGGUUCAAUCCCUGCUUCUAUAACCAAUUUAACUAGCCUAAACAUUGCUUACCUGUGUCAAAACCAACUUUCUGGCAUCAUUCCUCAAGAUAUAGGAAGGAUAAGUUCUUUAACCGACUUAGAGUUGUCGGAAAACAAUCUCAUUGGUUCAAUCCCUGCUUCUAUAACCAAUUUAACUAGCCUUAACUUUCUUUACCUGUAUAAAAACCAACUUUCUGGCGUCAUUCCUCAAGAUAUAGGAAGGUUAAGUUCUUUAACCGACUUAGAGUUGUCGGAAAACAAGCUCACUGGUUCAAUCCCUGCUUCUAUAACCAAUUUGACUAGCUUGAGCACUCUUUACCUAUUUCUAAACCAACUUUCUGGCAUCAUUCCUCAAGAUAUAGGAAGGCUAAGUUCUUUAACCGACUUAGAAUUGCCGGAAAACAAUCUCACUGGUUCAAUCCCUGCUUCAUUGGGUAAUUUGAGAAAUUUGACUAUUUUAUAUCUUUAUCGAAAUCAAUUAAGUGGCCCAUUGCCGACGGGAAUGAACAAUCUAACGCAGUUGGAAGAAUUGUAUUUGUCUGGGAACAGAUUUUCUGGCCAGUUACCUCAAAAUUUAUGUCAAAGCGGAAUCCUUAAAGAACUUGUAGCAGGUAAUAAUCUUUUCACAGGUCCUAUACCAAGAAGCCUUAGAAGUUGCACCAGCCUUAAAAAUCUCGGUCUUGGAAACAAUAAAUUAGUAGAUAACCUAACCGAGGCGUUUGAAGUGUAUCCUCAUCUAUAUAGGCUUGUUGCGGCAAACAAUAUGUUGUAUGGUGAACUCUCGAAAGACUGGGGAAAAUGUCAAAAUUUGACAGUCCUAUCUUUCUCAGGGAACAAUAUCACAGGUAGAAUACCAUCUGAAUUGGGAAAGUUGAAGAUUUUAGGCGAACUUUAUCUUGGUUCAAAUAACUUAGUAGGGGAAAUUCCGAAGGAGUUGUUGAAAUUGUCUUCACUGAUCAAGUUGAAUUUGAGCAAUAACCAGCUUUCUGGCAGGUUGUCUUCCGCAAUUGCAUCGUUGUCCAACCUGCAGUAUAUAGACUUAUCAAACAAUAAACUCAUCGGAUCAAUACCCAAACAACUAGGAGAAUGUUCAGCUUUACUAUCUUUGAAUUUGUGCAGAAACAAUUUUAAUGAAAGUAUCCCACCCGAGAUCGGAAACCUGGAUUCGCUGCAAAUUUUGUUAGAUCUUAGUUACAAUGAGUUGAGUAGAGAAAUACCAUCAGCUCUUGGAAAACUAAGCAAACUAGAAACACUAAAUGUAUCCCACAACAAGCUUUUCGGCUCAAUUCCAUCUUCAUUUGAUCAAAUGCUUAGCUUGACCACUGUCGACAUUUCGUACAACGAAUUCAGUGGUCCUCUUCCGAAUAUCAAGGCCUUCAAUGAUGCUCCAAUCGAUGCUUUGAGGAACAAUGAAGGGUUAUGUGGUAAUAGCUCAAGAGGAUUAAACCCAUGUAAUCCUAUAGUUGAAAUCGAAGAAGAUGAUUAUCAAGAGGAUGCAAAAGACAAAAUCUUGUUUUACGGUGUUACUGCUUUGGGAUUUGGAGUUGGGUUUUGGGGUUUGUUCCUGGUUCUGCUUCUCAAAAAAGAGAAAUGGUGGUUUGGGUACUGGAGAAUUAUCGAUUCCAUUGUGAUGAAAAUAGUUGGUUAAUUUAGAUUCACUCUUGUUUUUCUUUCUGUUGUAAUGUCAUCUGGUAUUAGUGAUUUUUGUAUUGGGUUGGAGUAAUACAUUGGUGGAUGUACUUUUAAAAAAAUUCAUUGAGUUUCAAGUUAUUGUUCUUGGAGGAAAUCAUCAAUAAAGAGAUUCUAAGCU